CGCCCAUUGUAAACGUAUAGAGAAAAUGACAGAGAUGUGAUUGUUCAAUGGUUCAGUAUUCUUAUCUUCACAUUAAAAUGAAAAACCCGUUCAGGCACUGUACCUGGAGGAGUUAACAGAUCACCUGGUGCUUGAAAUAUACCUGUAGCAGCGGGAUGACAGCACGAAUAGCAACAACACUCGCGUAUCGUUUUGUUUGAUCCCCUUUUGCUUGGAUAUACUUCAAACCCCUGUGUUGUGUACGGUUGUGCAUGAACAAGAAGGCAUUGCUGGGAAAUGUGUGUCAUGGAAGGGUAUCGUGCGAGUUAGCGAUACAAACCCUCUCUAGUUUGUGCUAUUGGAAACAGGUACAUCAGUUUGUAGGGACUGUGUAAGGGUUAAAUGAGCGACAAUAGAUAGUAGAGACACACGAUACAAUGGCACCGAUGGGUAUCCGCCUGUCGCCUCUCGGUGUGGCCAUCUUCUGCCUCCUGGGAGUCGGAGUGAUCUACCAUCUGUAUGCUGGAGUCAUCUCCAACCGGGUGGCUGCUUUCAGGCAGGGAAGCAAAGUGGAUCUGAGGGAUCUGCUUGCAUUGUCUGUGGAAGCGGCGGUGCAGGGAGGCAAAGAGGUGAAGAAGGUCAGAGAGGAGAACACCCUGGACGAGAGGACAAAGGGCAAGACCAAAGAGGGAGCCAGUGAAUUAAUGACGCUGGGUGACCUCAGGUCCCACAAGAAGAUGUUCUACCUGAUGAAGAACACCUACCCAGCGCUCAAGGUGAACAGCGAGGAGCACGACAAUUCCGUGGGUGAGGACGAGGUCUGGAACAGGGACAUCCCGUCUGACAUCCUGGAGAAGGUCCCCGAGGGGCAUGAGGUUCCUGCUCACACGGUCACCGUGUGGAUCGACCCCCUGGACGCCACACAGGAGUACACCGAGAACAUGUCCCAGUACGUCACCACCAUGGUGUGUGUGGCGGUGGACGGUAAACCGGUCAUUGGAGUCAUACAUAAGCCCUUCACCGGAGACACCGCCUGGGCGUUUGUGGGCCAUGGCACCAACGUACGUGCGCGGACCUCCUACAUCAGCAGCCCACCCAAGGUGAUCGUGUCGCGCUCGCACGCAGGGAAGGUGAAGAGCUUCAUUCAGGACGCCUUCGGGAACACAACCACCAUUACACCAGCAGGCGGAGCCGGCUACAAGGUCCUUUCCCUUGUGGAGCCCCUCCCUCAUGACACGGCCGCCACUUCAGACCAGGCUGAUGUCUACAUCCAUGUGACCUUCAUCAAGAAGUGGGACAUCUGCGCUGGUGCCGCCCUGGUAGAAGCUCUGGGGGGCAAGAUGACUACGCUCAAGGGGGAAGUCAUCGACUACAGCGGCAGCGAGGGAAACAGCGGUGGCCUGGUGGCCACCGUUGGCCUGGACCACAAGGCUCUCCUGGAGAAGCUGCCAAACUGGGUCCCCGAGAAGCACUGAUGUACCCCGAAGCCGUGAGCCGAGACAUUUAAACGCAUCUCAUCGUUGUACAAAGACACACAAAAGAAACCGGACCUGUUAAGUAGCGUAGUGGUAGCAAUAUGGAGCACAACCAUGCCAGAAACCAUCAGAGACACAGGGAGGUCCUCGUAAACCAGCUCGCUAAACCAGAUUUCACCUGACAUCGGGAUUACGGGGAAACGUGAAACACAUUGUUGCCGUUACUCGUCUUUGCGGGUUUGGUUUGACCCCUGGCCGGUGGUUAUCCCCCUGUCUAGAUAACACUCUUUCAAUACACACCCUUCCCUGUAAACCCAUCUCUAUGUCAUAUCCCCGUAUUUCCGGUCAUUCCCGUUUUCUUGGCAGACAUGAUACUGAGGAAUACCUUGCUUGAAGCUAUUUGAAACCAGAAAAAUGCAUCAAAGCAAGAAUAAACAAUGGCAUUGUUCCGUUCUACAUUGAGUUUAGAUCAUGAUCAUGCAUGAUACUUUUACAUGUGAUUAUAAAAAAAAUUCAUGUCAAUGUAUGGUCCUAGCAACGGGCAAUUUCACUGGUUUUAUCUACCAACUGUCCUACUGCUCCUGGUAAAAUGGAACUUAUUCACCUAGCGGCCAGCUUGUCAUCUUGGUCCCUUCCCUAUCAAUAUGGUCACUAGGUGAAUAAGGCCAAAUGGUCACUGCCUGUUAAUUUUAUGAUUCUACAGGCAAGUACUUAAGUGCUUAACUUCAAAAUGUAUUGAAUGACGCAAGAAUUGUUAGUUGUUAAAGGGUGUUCGCCUCUGCUUUUUUAUAAUGUAAGCGAAUAACUGCUUUAUGUUAGAAAAAAGCUGGUGAUGGUUUCUGUUUAAUAAUCCAUCUCUUGAGUCGUAAUGGCCCACUGCAAUCAACCUAGUUCUGAAGACUUAAGCCAUCUUGCUCAAUACUGAUUAACAUCAUAAGCCCUGUUUUCUGUACAUUAUUUGUGUUGCAAAAUGGGUCUGGAGAUGGAAGUCCAUAAGCUAGCAAGGAGGAGUGCUAGCUGAUAUGGUUGAUAUCCGGUGGUCCGAUUCAGUAUAGAUAACACAGUAGUUAUCUAUACUAAAUAAUAAAAAGUUGUUUCUGUCUGGAUUUGCUAAUUUAGUACAAACAAAUAAGCACAAAUUAGAUGUACAGUUGUUUCUGUGAAAAAAACGAAUUCUAAGUAUCGAAAGGCGAUAACUCAAAAACAUGGUACGACUUUUACUUUGUAAAACUAGUUUUUGUAGAAUUUUCCUCUGCUGUUAAUGUUCUGUGUUUUUGACCCAAGUUUUUCUUACGAGUGCCUUUUGUACAAGCAUGGAGAGACCUAGGCCUGAAGUCCAGAGUGCUUGUGGAGUACGGGUCAGAAGGUCUGGCUACAGCUCUUCACCCGCUUGGUGAUUUUAUAUUGGGAUGCGUGAGGGAUGUUGUGUUAACCCUUGUCUCUUGCGCUGUACUCGGUCACAUCCUCGUUGGUCUCACCUGGGGGUCAUUGGCUUUAACGGUGACCCAGUUGGGUUGAUGAGCCAUGCCCCAGCUCGUCUAAACUGAUCCCCCCCCCCCCCCCCCCCUCCUGAUCCACGGACAUCACCAUUUUCAUGCUGUGUGCUAUCCUGGGUCGCUAGUGUAUGGAGGAACCAGGGCCUGUGGAGUGUCUGUGGCCCACCUGGAUGGACGCACACACACUCAGGAGGCUCUUCGUCUCGAUGGCUUCCUUCCUCUGGGCUUUUCAUUCAUUUCCGUCUGGAACUCCAGGCUCGAUUGGAUCAGUACCAUGACCUGCCUGUGAGUGUUGUCACGGCGAUGGAGUGUGUGGAACUUGGAACUGCUCCUCCUAAUGGACCUUCCAUCUUCUGUGAUCAUGACUUUUCGAUUCCAUGCACGGUACUGGUGUUAUAUUGUGGAAUUGUGUGAUAACGAGUGAUGAAACGCAUUUAUUUUGUGUGAGUGUAAUGCGUGAUCAAAAAUCUGUAUGAAAUAUUUUAUUCCAUUAAUAAACAAUUACAUGGAGAUAAUAGGCAAAAAUAAUAAUUUAUAAUGACUUUUGGGGUCGAGAUCGAUCAUUAAAUUGUUAAUGGUCACAUGCUAGUAGCUACGGUUCUCUUCAUACAUACCAUUUACUUAUAAGAGGACUGCGUUAUCUUUACUUUAGUAUAAGAAAUAACUAAAAAUACAAAACUUAGUAUCACAUUUCAAACACAAUUCAGGAAGUGGUGACGUCUGUUGGACAGGUGGUGGCGUUAUCCUGCCUGCCCCUCAGCUCAUGACUCAAUGCCUUUGAUUGUGAGUUUCCAAUAAAAACAUGCCCUAUUCUUGCACGGUGACAUUAGCGGUGUCCAUUGUCCGUCACCAUUAACCCCGGGCCUGGCUUCAGCAGCGUGUAGUUGAACACAAUGGUAUUGUGUUCAGUCAUUCAGCAGACGCUUUUAUACAAAUCACUGUGUUCUUAUUGGGGAUACGUCAGGAGUAAGACAUCUCACUGAUCAACUGUGGAUAUUAGGUUAUUUUCUUGUAUUUAUCACUGGUCAAACUUCAGUAGGUCACUAGGGUAUCAAUCGAUAGUUGAUGUAAAUGUUGCCCCUUGAGGCAACUAUAGGAGCGAGAGCGAUAUAUUCUCACAAGUCUGUGGACAAGGUCAUCUUUGUGAGCCGGGUCUUUUUCAUUUGUUUCCUAUUUGUUUCAACCAAUGAGGCUGUAGGUAAAUUUGGCAAACAAACUACAAGCAGUAGAAAAAACCUUUUUUUUUGACGAUACACCCAUUUAGCGAGAAUUAGUUGUUUUUUUCAGUAGAAUAUCAAAACAGAAAAUAAGAUGCAACUCCGCCCCUUGCACUAUUUUGAUUCCUGCUCGACAUCAUAUUUAGCCUUACCAUGGAACAGAAAACAACCAGGGGAUGGCCACAAUGUCAUCAUUAUGUGCAAGAUCUUAAUUUAUUUGCAGCAAUAAAUGGGCAGCCCCUUAUCCUGCAUAAUCAAGAGUUACAAACCAAAGAUAUCGCAGAGCGAUCCAGACACACGCCUUCCAACUUGGCAAUAAAACAAAAACAGAAAACAAAACACCUGGGCAAGAAAUCGAUGCCACAAAGGCCAUAGGUUGAUAGUUCAUUAAACCAGGUCUUCAAACUUGACAGCUUACUUUUUUUUUCUCAUUUGAAAGUGUUUUGAAGGUCACUUAAGUCAGAUUCUUAAAAUAAAUCUUAUGUUUAUCAACAUAAUUAACAUUUACAUAAUGUUAAAUAAAAUAAAAUAACCCAUUGACAAACAAUUAAUACAUUGUGUGCAUUACAAACAAAGUGCUUGAACAUUUUUUUCUUCAAAUAAAUUAAUUGACAUCAAAUUCCAUAAAGUGGUAUAGCCCCUGCAACCAUUUCUCAUUUACAGACAUGUAACAGACAUGGUUAGCCAUCAAUCAAUUAGAGUCAGCCCUUGGAAGUGGUCGACCAAUGGCCAGUCAGAGCUGAGGCGUGGCUCACUGGCAGUUUGUCAUUGAAUGGGAGGUCAUUUGCCUGAACAGCAGUGUGGGUGAAGAGUCAACUGUUAAAUAGAAAAGACACAAUUGAAAAUCAUGCAUACAAUUAUUCGUGUACGACCCGUUCUUCUGGCCCCAAAAAUCGAUUUUAUUUGGUGUGGAAAGUUUUUGGAAUAUCCAUAAAAAAAAUAUUCUUUGUUACAGAAUCAAGACAUAAUAAAUCCAAUAAAGACUUGAAUUGAAUGGCGUCAGUGAGGGACUUACUGUUCAUGUAAGUCAUGGUGGGGUCAGAAGUGAUGUAGGACGAGUAUUGCAGGUUAUCCAGGGGUGGUGUCAGCUGACCAGAAGGAAUCAGUGUCAUGACCGUAGACGGGCCCAGGUUUGGGUACACAUGUUUCUUUUGGCGGGCACGGCAGUUCUGGAACCACACCUGUAGUGUGUGUAGGUGAAGGUACAUAUUACUGAGGAGCUACCUGGUGCCCACCACAUAUUUAGUCAACACUAGAGGCGUUGGUUUAGCAUAUUCCUUUGUGGAGAAACAGAUUUAUUAAUUAUCCAAAUGGACGUACAGUGAAUUCUGCAUACCUGUAUAACCCUGCGGCUCAGCCCGGUUCUCUCGGCUAGGAUCUGCAGCGUCUGGGCGUCUGGGUUGUUGUCGUUCGCAAACUGGCCCUGCAUUAUCUACAGAAAAUACAGUAACCUCACCUUACAAAGGACCCCCAUUUUAACCCAACGUUUGGGCAUGUCCAGCCAGAUGUAUUAUGGACGGAUCAGCCUAUAGUACAGUCAACUAGGGUAAGAUAGGCUGAUCCGUCUGUCAUGCAUAUGUUGGGUGUGAUUUUAUAAUGGCUAAUUAACAUCACCACACCUGAUGGUAUAAUACAGGCCUUUUAGCUCAAAUAUGCACUUCACUUCCAUCGUGAUUGCUCGGUUUCCCGUCUCAACGUGGCUAUCUUAAUAGGCAGUAUACCUGUAGCUGGUCGGCAGUGAAGCUGGUCCUGGCUCUCUUGUUGGGCUUGGAUUUUGAACUGCUGACGUCUUGGUCUGAAGGCUCAGUUUCCUCCACUUGGACUUUGUCUGAGUGACAGAAAACAGAGGCCGGCAGAUUAAAGCACUGACCAAAUGGGCCUACAGGGGGCAUGGGCACAGUGACUCAAAUGGUUCCUCUCCCAGCUUUGAUUGCCGGUGUUUCCCACCUCCUGCGCCUUAAAGCGUCUCCACGUCAAAAUGA
Messenger RNA from Gadus chalcogrammus (walleye pollock), 6149 nucleotides. RefSeq names its product 3'(2'), 5'-bisphosphate nucleotidase 2 (gene bpnt2). The coding region runs from base 417 to 1454 and encodes 345 amino acids. The transcript is spliced from 9 exons. Gene Ontology annotation, biological process: phosphatidylinositol phosphate biosynthetic process. The record is from RefSeq and is a predicted model, not a curated record. Gene Ontology annotation, molecular function: 3'-nucleotidase activity. NCBI's taxonomy places the organism in Eukaryota, Metazoa, Chordata, Actinopteri, Gadiformes, Gadidae. Gene Ontology annotation, cellular component: endomembrane system.